Phytomonas sp. Hart1 is the source of this 1234-nucleotide messenger RNA. Lineage: Eukaryota; Euglenozoa; Kinetoplastea; Trypanosomatida; Trypanosomatidae. The record is from the annotation of a GenBank genome assembly.
GGGGAUGAUAAAGAGCUUGCAUAGUUUAUGGCGUUGCUUAUGUUUUGUUCGCACCGGGCCACUGGCCAUAGGCGUUGUAUCGAAUUGGUCCCGUAGAACUUCUCUGCGCUAUGUUCGUAAUGCCAGAAUUUCUUCCCCAGGUGUAUUUAUGUCUUCUUCCUGUAUGUCAUAUCGUUCCACCCAACUGCCGCAAAUGAGUCCCAUAAUUCCUCCUCACUCAAACGGCUUAUUAAAAAAAAAAAGUGGCAAGGCACCCCUGUUGAGAAAAUCGCUCCUUACUGAGCUGGAGAGUCCCACCCUUUCGUGCAAUGAAGGAAAGAAAGAAAGGUCUUUAGUUCACUCAGAGAAUCGUAAUGUUCAGAGCAUUAGCAAUAAGAACAGUUCCCAGAAGACAACAAGAGCUCUUCCUAAUGAACAGCUUCAUCGUAAAGUGUGCAUAAGCGAAGACCCCAUGGAAGUUUUUUUAAAGCCCUCACAACACGCGCGGAAGUUUGAAAAACACCUCUUAUCUUGCCCUAAUUCCACAACAUCCUUCCCUGCCUUUCUUAGCUCAUCUGUAAUCAGAAGGAGUUCCCAGGAGACACAAGACACAAGCCUCAACGAGUUCGAAGCCCAGCAAGCCGUGUUGCGCGAGUCUUUUGAUUAUGCCUUCAAACACCACCGGGUGCGUCUACGGAAGGACCCAGGUGUUUACCGCCGUGAGUGUGCCGCCUAUUGUCGUGCCCAUCCUCAACGGCCGCAUCGCCGGGUCCGUGCUCAGGAAGUGAGCCCCUACACUGAGGUCACGCUAGCCCCCGUCACCGCCCUUCGUGCGUUGGCGCACCUCAACCCGAAGACCAGUUCCAUGUACGCCGUGGUGCAACAAGGCGUUCUCCUUCAGCAAGACGUAAUGAGGAGUCAAUUAAUACUUAGUGAUCAGCGAACCCUGGUGCGUUGUCUACGGUGCUUUCAUGUAUUCCCAGCACGACCGCAGACUUUAUGGGGCACACAACCAUCUUGUGAUGACGGUGUGCACACUCAGCACAGCUGGCAAUCCUACCACUUGGAGUUAGAAAAGGUACGAAAGGCAAAACAGCUUCGACGCUGUCCACAUCUCCGGAAGAAAAUCUGCAGCGUAGGUCGACAACGCGCAGACUUUGAGGACAAUCCAACAUGCUGCCCUUUUUGUGGAAGUUCGAAGGCUCAAUGGGCUAUGGAAUAUGUUCAUAACCGGACCCAUGCCCGAACUGCAUGA